CCCCCGCCGGGCUGGAGCCUCCGCGCCGGGCGGGAGCGGCCCAGGAUUUUAUCUCAUACAGAUGUGAAGCUCCUGAACCAGAAACUCCUAUUUCCAAGGGCACCCAAGGAGAUGAGGUUUUUAGCCAGGCUGUCACAGGAACAGACACUCCUAACACGUGAAAGCUGGGAUCUGGGACACCCACGAGGGCUGCUUGGCUGAGGACAAGAAGAUCAGGACCCUCCCCGCCGGGGACGUCACCGAUGGACUGUGGACACAUAUCAGAGAGAAGCGAGGAGCUCUGCAGCCCCGGCGCAGAGCCCGAUUGCCGUGCCGGCAGCAAUUCCAGCGUGCCCUCGGCGGCCGGCCCCCCCCCCCCCCCCCCCCCCCCCCCCCCCGCCGCCGCCAACGCCGCCCGGGAGCGCAGCCGGGUGCAGACCCUGCGCCACGCCUUCCUGGAGCUGCAGAGAACGCUGCCCUCCGUGCCGCCCGACACCAAGCUCUCCAAGCUGGACGUGCUCCUCCUGGCCACCACCUACAUCGCGCACCUCACCCGCAGCCUUCAGGAUGAGGAGGAGGCACCGGGAGAGGGCUUGGGCACCCUCCGCGGGGAUGGAUACCUCCACCCUGUCAAGAAGUGGCCCAUGCGUUCCAGGUUGUACAUUGGAGCCACGGGACAAUUUCUGACUCACUCAGCACAAGGAGACAGCGCAAACCAUGGGGAAACAUCAACAUCUUCACAGAUCUAACCUCCCUCCUUGCUUUCAAAA
Ficedula albicollis (Collared flycatcher) is the source of this 749-nucleotide messenger RNA. RefSeq names its product transcription factor 24 (gene TCF24). Lineage: Eukaryota; Metazoa; Chordata; Aves; Passeriformes; Muscicapidae. Gene Ontology annotation, molecular function: DNA-binding transcription factor activity, RNA polymerase II-specific; protein dimerization activity; RNA polymerase II transcription regulatory region sequence-specific DNA binding. Gene Ontology annotation, biological process: developmental process; regulation of transcription by RNA polymerase II. The transcript is spliced from 6 exons. The record is from RefSeq and is a predicted model, not a curated record. Bases 243 to 728 code for a protein of 161 amino acids.